AUGGCGCUGCUCGAAAAUUGCUUGACCUACACAAGACGAAGAGGAAGAAUAUCCAAGAAGGGGGCCACAACGUUGGUGGAUCCCACGGCUAUGUUAUAUCCUGACGACUCAGAGCAACGCUGCUACACGAUCAGCGUCCCAUCACACUUUCAGCUGGCGCUGAACGGUUCUCAACCUGAUCAGCGGGAGCUGAUCCCUUGGAAGCCAACAUAG
Molecule: messenger RNA, 213 nt
Organism: Eimeria maxima
Lineage: Eukaryota; Apicomplexa; Conoidasida; Eucoccidiorida; Eimeriidae
Exons: 1
Coding region: 1-213 (70 amino acids)
Source: RefSeq, a predicted model, not a curated record